Triticum turgidum subsp. durum (durum wheat) is the source of this 1176-nucleotide messenger RNA. Lineage: Eukaryota; Viridiplantae; Streptophyta; Magnoliopsida; Poales; Poaceae. The record is from the annotation of a GenBank genome assembly.
AUGGACGAGGCCAUUGUGUGUGCAACACAUGGAGCCAUGGGCUCCGUGCUACGGAAGCUGGGUGCUUUGCUCUCUGAUGAGUAUAAACUUCUCAGAAGUGUGAAAGGUGAUGUCAUGUUCCUUAAAGCUGAGCUUGAGACCAUGCAUGCUUUUCUCAAGAUGAUGUCCGAGGUUGAGGAUCCUGAUGAGCUGUCCAAGUGUUGGAUUAAGGAGGUACGAGAGCUGUCCUAUGACAUCGAGUAUGGCAUCGACAGUUUCAUGCUGUCCCCGUGUGGCGAGUCCAGCCGCAAACCCUGUGGCUUCAAGGGACGCCUCAGCAGGUGCAUGGAUAUAAUGACAAAUUCCAAGACGCGCCAUUGCAUUGCCAAGAAAAUCAAAGUUCUCAAACAAGAUGCUAUUGAGGUUAGCAGUCGGUGGGCGAGGUACAAGGUUGACGAUGUAGUCUCCAAGCCGAGCAGGAUAAGCAUAGAUCCCCGCUUACCAACAUUUUUCACCGAGAUGACGAGGCUCGUUGGCAUUGAUGGCCCAAAGGAUAAACUCAUCAAGUUGCUAACUGAAGGGGAAGUUGCAAUUGCACAGCAGCUAAAGGUGGUGUCCAUUGUUGGAAUUGGGGGCCUUGGAAAGACUACUCUUGCUAAUCAAGUGUACCAGAAGCUGGAAGGGCAAUUUGAAUGUCAAGCUUUCGUGUCGGUGUCCCAAAAACCCGACUUGAAGAGGAUUUUGAGAAAUAUACUCUCUCAAAUCUGCUGUCAAGAGUGUGUCAGCAACGAAGAAUGGGAUGAGCAGCAACUCAUCAACACAAUAAGACAGUUCCUCAAGCAUAAAAGGUACUUCAUAGUAAUGGAUGAUAUAUGGGGCACCCCAGCAUGGAGAGCAAUCAAAUGUGCUUUUCCUGAAAAUAGUUCUUCCAGCAGAAUACUGACAACUACACGUAUCGUCACAGUAGCCAAGUAUUGUAGCUCUCAGAACCGUGAUCAUGUGUAUGAAAUAAAGCCUCUUAGUGCAACUCACUCUAAGAGCUUAUUUUUCAAACGAGCAUUUGGCUGUGAAGGUGGAUGCCCUCUUCAACUGAGGGAAGUUUUAGAUGAAAUAUUAAAAAAAUGUGGCGGCUUGCCGUUGGCAAUCAUUACAGUAGCUAGCUUAUGUUCCAAAAAAAAAAAAACCAGACAAGAAUAG